AUGUCGACGGUGAGUGACUCACCCCCCGAUUAUUUGCAUUGUAACACUGCUUCUGGGGACAAUGGCCUUAGGAACCCGUUGUUGCGAUAUGUAGGUAGCCAUAGUACUUUGGAAUUGCUAUUGCGAUGCCAAGAUAUCCAGUGUUUGAAUACGGAAAAACCGUCAAAUGCGCUUGUAGGUAAACUUUAUGCUAUGUGUUCGAGGCAAGAAAUUCUACAGAAAAUAAAUGUCAACACAGCCAAUGAUCUGGAACGAUCUAAGGAUAAACAGGUAAACAAACACCUUGCCUUGAAAUCGUUCCAACGCUCUGAUGCCAGUCGUACAUUUUCCCCUGAAGAGAUUAGACCUCUGAUUUGGUGCCGUCGCACUAUAUAUAAUAUACUAUGCCACUUUAUAGACGCAGAUAUAACACAAAAGCCAUAUCUUAUGAGGAAAGAUUAUUCUUACAUUGACGUCUAUAACUUCCUACGCGACAGACUUAGGAGUAUUUGGCAAGAUCUCACUGUACAACACUGCACUAAACAUCGCUCCUACAUAGAGUGUUUUGAAAUAAGCAUUCGAUUUCUUUUAUAUUCACAUUACCAGUUGUUGGAUCAUCCGGAAUAUGAUUCAGUUCAGAAUUUGGGCCUAAUAAAUACGUGCUUGGUGAAGUUGAUGAAUGGCUACUCUGAUGUUAAAAAUUAUCGCAACAAAUUUCCCGGCAAACCCGUUGAUCAAAUAUCUGAAAUUCUUGUAUAUUCUUCGCCACACCAGGAUGAAUUUUGGUCCUAUCGCCUAUUGCUAGCCAUUAGAAAUAUACAAAAUAAUGGUGGAGGAACGAUAUUCGCAGACAUUUGCAAAAGGAUUCCUCACGACAUUUUUAAGAGCCCUCUAGUACAAUUUGCUGCCAAAACAUAUAUAGCAGCAUAUGAUAACAACAUAUGCAAAUACUUUAAACUUAUUCAAUCAGCCAGCCCAUUACAGGCCGUACUGAUGAAUAGGUUCGAUGGCAUAAUUCGCAUACGCUGGUUAUAUUAUCUCACUAAGGAUAAGAUACUGAGAUCGCCUAUGGCUUACGACACCUUUAUUAAACACUUUGGUUAUCUUUCUGGCGAUAAUAAUCAAAUCGAUUCGGAUAGAUUAACUGAUGUAAUAAAAUCAUUUAUCGAACGAUAUGGCAUUGAGGUCACCAUUGACGAAAGCAAUUCCAAGCAUGUAAACCUAUCAGAUGUGAAAAUGGAUGCCAUAGAACAAGAUAUCCAUGCACUAGCUAAAGUAUGUAAUAAGAUAGAGGUUAGGAGUCAAACCGUUGACCUGAAAUUCCAGAUAUUUCUAUCUCGACAAAAAAUAUUGGACCCCGACUUUGAAUCGUUGCCACCAAUACCAUUUGACACUAAGCUCAAUACCGACGAUCAAAUAAAUAAGGUCGCAGUUUCACAACUUAAGCCACCUCAAAGCGUACAGCCAACCGUAUUUUCAACACAUACUACAACAACUGAUAAUAACUCAUCGCCCUUUUCCAUACAAAGAAAUACCAAUACUGGGUCUUCACCUUUUGAGUUUGGUAAUGGAACCAAUGGGCCUAGUUUUUUUGUAAAGCCUGAAAACGCAUUGCCCUUCCCACCCAAAUCAGAGAACUCCACUCCGUUUGUUGGAAUUAGAAAUGAGACACAGCCUCUAUUUGUUCCACUAAAAGAUAACUCCUCACACUUUUGUUCCAAGCCAGAAAAUCAAUCGUCAUCUACCAGUGCAAUAUCUGGUGCUUUAGGAAAUGACACUAGCACACCUUUUAUGGAUAUCAAGAGUGAAACAUUCCAAACUAAUCCAUCUGAACCAUCAUUUUUUAGCCCAACAAACACUAUUAUAAAUGCUGCUAACAACGAAAAUGCUCCAAAGAGCGAAGUUAACUCUUCACAAUUCAUACCCAUAGAGCCUGAUUCUUCCGUUAACACCAAUCCCAUAAUGCAGAUAAAAUUGGAAACUGCGGAUAAAUUUUUAGUUAUCAAGGAAGAAAACUCGAAGUCGGCUCAAUCUGACGUAGUUAUUGAAGCGCCAACACCUCUAUUUCAAUCAUUACAAUCAGUGACUACACCAUUUUCCCUAAUACCAAGUCAAACUAAGGCUGAUAAUGACGAAAUGAGUGAUAAAAACAGGCCCCCAUUCCCUAAUCUAAAUUUGGAAAACAUGCCUCAAUUAUCGACCAACUGCGAUUCAUACCCUUUGAAGCCAUUGAAACCCGACUUAUCCUCUUCAGUAAAGACUGCUUCUCCAUUCCAGCCCUUAGAAGUUACGUCAGAAACAUCUCAUAGCAUUGGAUGUGAGAUACCGCCAUUAAACUUGCAAAAUUCGUUGAAAUACAGUCCAUCAAUCUUAUGUUCUACACCAAUCUCCUCCCCUUCUUCAGCGUUAUCCACGGUCAUUUCGAACAUAUCUACACAUGAUAAAUUUGACACAUUAGAAUUUACCUCUUCUAUUACAGAUAAAGUAGCCUCAACUAGGAUAAAGGCUAAACACAUUUUGACAGAAAAGAAAAUACAACUCCCUUCCCUCUCCGUUCAAGCGGUAGCUGAGAUUAGGAAUUUACAAAAUUUACUUAAGAAGCGUGAAAGACCAGAUUUUACAGUGCCGAUGGUUGAAAAUGAGGAGGUUGUGAAGAAGGCAAAGUUAACCAAGAAAUCACAGAAACGCAACUUCCAUUAUACAAGGAUUACUUCUUUGCUUGAUCCUAGGCGCAUACUGAGGCUGUGGGUAGAUGAUGUCCUCAAUACUUAUUAUUACUACAAGCGAUUAGGGUUGAAUGCCUACUAUGCACUUAAAGACUUUAAGAGAACAGUUUCUAACUUUUUUAGCUGGAAGGAUAAUGAAAUAGACCCUAUGCUUGAAAAUCUCGUAUUGAAUGUGGCCAAUAUGAAUACUGCAAUUACAACAAAUAAAAUAUUUGGCAUUAAAAAUGUGACAUUCCGUAUACACUUUAUAUGCAAUAUAAAACUGUCUAAUGAAAGUUUUUGGAGCACUAAAAAUAACAUUUCCAACACUCCUACGGAAUGCUGUAUUGAUUUAGCAUCAUUAUUCCUUACUGAAAUGGGGUUUAGCAAUAGCCAUAUAUUUCUAAAUAAUGAGAUAUCAAUAUCAAAGUAUGGUUAUUAUAAAACUAAAGCUAAAGCAACUGCAACCUAUUCUUCCAAGAAGAAAUUCACUGCAAUAUACUCUUUAUCUCGUUCACCAGUGAUUGUAAACACUAAUAUACCUGCUAAUGGAUUUGUGUUAUUCUUGGAUAAACCUGUGGAUGUAGUAAUACGGGAUGGCGAUGUUACACACCAUAAAAAGCAUUUGAAUGAAUGGCUUAGAAAUUUGCAUGUAUUAACAAUUGAGCCCAUUCUUGAAAACAUUAAAAACUCGAAUGGCCGCCAUGCAAUGGUUGUAUUUUACAUUCUUGGGUUACAUUGUGACAAAUCUAGUAAUUUGGAUGCUAUGUAUGAAAAGAUUGACGCAUUCUCUAAACAUGUAAACAAUAUAAUCUUCAAACACCUUUCUUCCCUAGGUUCUGUAUAUUUGAGUGACAGAAUUAAUUCCGGCAGGAUGAGAGGGAAGAAAAGCAAGUAUUCGCCGUUUAUAGUAGGAAAUUUGGGUUAUGCGCGUAUUGAGGAUGGAGGGCAUAUAGAUUCUGUAUUAAAUUGUGAAAAUGUCAACUAUUGUAUAUCAACACUUAUCAGACAUUGUUUCGACAAAUGUGGAAUUAACUUGACUCUAAACCAACCAAAUUAUGAAUCCAUUAAAAAUUUUGCCGUAGAAUUACUGAUGGACCAGUUGACGAAUAAGGUACAUAUGGAUAUGUCCAAAACGCCAGUGGUUUAUAACUUGAGACGCGAAAUUGUAAGUGGAUUAUCAGAAGCUAUCCAUGAGGAGAUUUACAACUGUUAUGUAAAUUAUCCAUUGCAAACAAGAAAAUCCAUAUUUCAAUGCGUGAAAAAUAUGCUGUCUAAGAGCCAUAAAUCAAAGGACAACCACCAUACCCACUUUUUGUUAGAUCGUAUAAUUAAGCUCUUGAUCGGAGAGGAAAAUGCCACGAAGUGUACCAGUUUGCGUAACGAUUUAGAACUUUGCGUUGAAUCAGCAUCCGCUGAUUUCCAUUUGGGACCUGAAAACUUCCAAAUGAUUCCCAGGAAUAAGGGGUUGAUGAGUAUGCAACAUAUUUCAUCGUCAAUGAAGUUAGUGACCAAGGUGUUGGAUCAUUUGCAGAUUGAUGACCUUAGAUAG
Molecule: messenger RNA, 4236 nt
Organism: Babesia microti strain RI
Lineage: Eukaryota; Apicomplexa; Aconoidasida; Piroplasmida; Babesiidae
Product: Germinal-center associated nuclear protein
Exons: 3
Coding region: 1-4236 (1411 amino acids)
Biological process (GO): mRNA export from nucleus
Cellular component (GO): cytoplasm; nucleus; transcription export complex 2
Source: RefSeq, a predicted model, not a curated record